GAUCCAGAAGCCAAGUAGACGCUUUCUGAAGAGAAAAAUAGGUGUUUAAAAAUAUUGGAUACCUAAUCUCAUCAAGGCUUAAGGGAAGAACGUUACAAAUCUGUAAACUAUGGCUCCGGCCAUUUUGUCCUCUUUGGCUAUAGCACAUGAGGCGAACUUCCCAGUUAUGAUUAUGGAGCAUUCUGAGUCACGAAGUUCUUGUUUCAGUUCGUACUUACUUGAAUUUUCAGUUCAAAUAUUGUUUGAGCUGUUAUUCAGUAUUCAAAGAUUCCAUAAAGCCCUGUACUUUAAAAUAAAAAGUUGUUCCCAUACUAACUGCUUUAAAAAUGUAUUUGUAUCUCUCCAGAGAGCUGUCAGGAUUUCCAAUACGUUUGUGUCCAGGUCACUUAUCUGAAUAGACAACUUUACCAUACCACUCGAAUAGUCAAAGAGUAAGUUUGAUUAUAAACUGUCCCCUGAGUUUUGAAGCAGUAUCGCCCCUGUGGCGUAGGAGUGUUAACAGGGUGGUAGAGUAUGGAGAUGGGGUGGACGAUGAUUCUAAAUUCUCUAAAAUAACAAAACCACAGUGCAGGUAUAUGGUACCAUUAGACUGACUGGAAUCUGAGUACAUUUUUGAGUUGAGUAAUUCAUGACAUUUUUCUGGCCUGCGUGCUGUGACUUUUCCAACCUGUGAACUGUGAUCUGCCUGGAAACCUAGCUUGGUGUAAAUUGCUCUUUACCCCUCGCGGAUGAAGAAAAUAAUCGUGUAACCAGAACAGUUUGCAUCUAUGUGUGCUUUGUUGGCAUCACGUACUCCUUCCCCAUUCCUAUUUUGGAGGCCCUCAAAUGGAUCUUCUGGUUUAUGAGUGUCAAAUGUAUUUUUGUAUUAGAUUUUGCCUAUGAUGAAAGAAAUCUCUAAUGUAUAUUUAUGUACUCUGAACACACUUAUGAGUUGACACACUUUGGAGGCAUGGUCUAAUAUAUGUACCUUUGUGGUUAAAAUAUUCAAGAUUUUUUUUUAUUAGGUUAGGUGUCUUUUUGAUUUUAGCACACGAUAGCUAACUAUUUGACCAAGUGAAGUAUUUCAGAUGUCACAGAGAAGUAGGAAUUUAUUGUUGCAUAUUGUACAAGUCAGUUAUUUAUAGAAUUUGCAUUUUUAGACUUCUGCCAACUAAAAGGACAGUGUGUAUCUGAUUUCUAAAAUACACACACAUGUGUGCAUUUCUUUGCUGUAUAACUUUCCUAGUCGAUUGCUUCCGUAAGCAAAUUGUAGUGGCAAGUAUACAAAUAUGGCUCUGCACCUAUGAAGAUACACAUUCAUAGUCAUGAAGUACUGUUUGGUAUUCUUACGUUUUUUAGAAUCCUGUUGGUAUAUUUUGCAGAAAAAAGUGGUUAAGCUCAGCUCAUCCUAAGAAGACACAUAGUAGAGGGAGGAGACUUAGAAGCUAAGAAGAGGAAAUCCAGAAAGAGAAAAGUACAGCAGGGGGUGGGGGGUCAGGAGAAUGGAAAGUUGGUCCAUAGAAGAUAUGCCCCUUCUUCAGUAAAGUGUAAAUCACCCAGUGCACAUUGUACUUGGCUUUCUUAUGAAGACGAGUCGGGGCUGCGUUGUAGCUCCUACUUGCCUGGGAGUAUUGUAACCUGGGCGAGCUCUGGGUUACACUUUCUCCAACCACACGUCAGUGGUUCACAAAUUCUAGUUUUACAAAUCAGCCCUAUUUUGAGAAUCUGAUUCAGUAGGUACUAGGUAGGGCUUAGGAAGGCAUUUUUAACAAGCUCCUAAAAAUUAUUCUAAUUCAGGUGGUUUAAAUUAGUGAAACGCUGCCCUAGGUUAUCAUCUUUUCUUAAGUAUUUUGUAUAGCUGAGAGACGAGACCAACACAAACAGAAUUCUAUAGCAAGGGCUGUGUUCACAGAGUGUAUUACGGGGCCAAUGAGGAAAUGCUUCUAACUGAUUGGCUUUCUAAAGUAGGAUAUUCCUGAGCUGAGUUUUAAAGAAGGAUGUAGUCAGGUGAAAAUGGACUAAAUGAGAUUUGAAUUAUGCAGAGGUCCCACCAGGAACCUUGAACUUCUGUAAGGGUAGAAGCAGGGAGCAAUGGAAAACAAAGUAGAUUUGCGUUCUGCCUUUAGAUCCCUAGUGACUAAAAGGGAGGACAAGAAGAUUGUAAAACCACAUGAAAUCAUUAGGAGUUCUAGAAAUCAAAGCAAAUGGUAGUUUGAAAAUUCUUGGUUAAAUGUUUUCACUGUAACAAUUUGCAUUUCAGAAGGACUUGGACAAAACAAUUAUUGAAGAAAUGUGGAAAGAGUAAGGGCUUGACGUGAGUCUGAGAUAUUCUGCACAGUACCUAAUACCUGUGUGUCCAAGAUGGCCUGUCAAGUUUCGGCUACAUGAGCAUAAAUGUCUCUAAUUCCUGAAGAUACCAUAAAUGGGGUUUGUACUUGGGGUUUUUAGUAGGUCAGUUUCUAUCUUUGAUGGUUAAAUGUAUUAUGAACCAAACCAUUAGAAAUCAUGACCACUUCAUUUCACUUUUAAUCUACGAAAGUGGGCCUGGGGGUAAUGAUGAAGGACAAAAAAUGUACCACCUGCAGACCUGUCAUCACAAAGUCUAAAAUUAGCAUUUCUCCUUUUAAAAUCUUCAUGAGAAGACGGAGCCUGCCACAUAAGGGGCAUUUGGUAAUUAUUAUAUGGAUGAAUUAAUAUCCAUAGAAAGUGCUCUGUGCAGCAUAGAUGUAGACUAGGGCCUCAACGUUGCCUCUUAUUUUUAAGAGCUCUGGAAGCCUUAACAGCUUGAGUUAAAAAAAAAAAAAUGUUUUUAUCAGAUAGAUGCCCCAAGGAUGUUAUUUGAUGAUUUCCAGUGGUUCUUGUUUUUUAAAUAUUUGAAAAUGGAUGCCAAUGAAGCCUGUUUGGAAUUUGGUCCUCGUGUUUUGGUGUAUCGCAGGCAAACCUGCGAGCCUGGAUGGGUGAGAGGGCGGGUAUUGGAAGGGGUCAGCCUUCCACUCCUUUGGUCCGAACCGCGGCGGCCGCUGCCAGUGUGGUUUGGGGAGGAUGGGGUGUGCCUGAGGCGCUGCAAGAGCCCAACUAGCGGAAACUGGGAAUUUCAAGAUUAAUACCAAGUUCUCUUUCCACAGGGGAUUUUCUCAAAAGGGAAAGUACUGUGUUGCAUGAAAUCAUUCGUUCUCUUUAGUGUUUGUUACCGUGACAAAUUAUUCUUCGAAAAGGUGACCGAAAAGAGUGUAUCAUCACGUUGGGGUGGGGGAGUAGUGUGAAGAGGCGCGGCGGUGACGGCGACAACUGCCAUAAAUCUAUUUCUCUUUCCUUCUACAACAGCUCUUAUUUUAUAUUGAGCGACCAAAAGUGAAGAGGCUGUUGCCUUGACCGACUCCUGGCCGUUUGAAAAUGCCAGUUUCCCUACGUCUCUUCGUAUUCUGUCAGAAAAGGCGAGGCGCGCCCGCCCCACCAGCGGACUUCCAGCCUUUGUCCCCUUCGCCUCCCCAUUGGCUGGGGGCGCUGAGGCUCCGCCUCCUUCCGUGGCCGCGGGAGCCCUCAGCGCGGGGAGGGGCUUUGUGACGCACGGCCUGACGUCCGCAGGGGUAUAAAGGCCCCCGCUGGGAGAGCGGGGUCCUACAGGAGCCGCCGGCAAGGGGGCUACGAGGAACCUCUUAGCGCGUAGCCGGAAAGGAGAAGUUGAGAUAGACAUCCUGCUGAAAUGAUUUCUUCAAAGCCCAGACUCGUUGUACCUUAUGGCCUCAAGACUCUGCUUGAAGGAGUUAGCAGAGCCGUUCUCAAAACCAAUCCGCCAAACAUCACUCAGUUCGCAGCAGUUUAUUUUAAAGAACUUAUUGUGUUUAGAGAAGGGAAUACUUCUCUGGAUAUAAAAGAUCUUGUUAAACAAUUUCAUCAGAUUAAAGUAGAGAGGUGGUCAGAAGGAACGACACAAGAGAAGAAAGCAGAAUGCAUAAAAGAACAGGUAGGAACAUCUGUAGUUUCCCAAGAACCUACACGGAUGGAGAAAUCCACGGACACAGAGGAGGACAAUAUAGCUGGACCACUAUUUAUGAACAAAACCACUCAGUUCCCAUCAGUUCACUUGGAGAUGCUCCAGGAGCCUGAGGAGACACCCGAAGCAGCUCGUGGUUCCAGUUCGAAACCGUCUACCCCUAAGGUUAUGACCCCACCCUCAUCACCACCUCCAGCAGCCGUGUCACCCGAGUUCGCUUAUGUCCCAGCGGACCCAGCUCAGUUUGCCGCUCAGAUGUUAGCCAUAGCAGCAAGCGAAGCAGGACAACCACCACCAUACUCUAACAUGUGGACCCUUUAUUGUCUAACUGAUAUGAAUCAACAAAGUCGCCCAUCACCGCCACCUGCACCUGGGCCUUUCCCCCAAGCAACCCUCUAUUUAUCUAAUCCUAAGGAUCCACAAUUUCUGCAGCAGCCACCGAAAGUUACUUCUCCAACUUACGUGAUGAUGGAUGACAGCAAGAAGACCAGUGCCCCACCUUUUAUUUUAGUAGGCUCGAAUGUUCAGGAAGCUCAGGAUUGGAAACCUCUUCCUGGACAUGCUGUUGUUUCUCAGUCAGAUGCCUUGAAGAGAUACGCUGCAGUCCAAGUACCCAUUGCUGUUCCUGCAGAUCAGAAAUUCCAGAAACAUACCCCAAAUCCCCAGAAUGGUAGUCCUCCUCCAAGUGGACAAGAUGUCCCCAGGCCACAAAGCCCAGUUUUUCUUUCUGUUGCAUUCCCAGUAGAAGAUGUAGCCAAAAAAGGUUCAGGAUCUGGUGACAAACGUACUCCCUUUGGAAGUUAUGGUAUUGCUGGAGAAAUAACCGUGACUACUGCCCAUGUUCGCAGAGCAGAAACUUAAAACUGAUGCUGGAAACGCCGUUUGAGCCAACGUUCAAGGUGGAGUCUGCCACCGAGCGUACUUUGUCAAUAAACUUCAUGCAAGCA
Messenger RNA from Ailuropoda melanoleuca (giant panda), 4920 nucleotides. RefSeq names its product calcium binding tyrosine phosphorylation regulated (gene CABYR). Lineage: Eukaryota; Metazoa; Chordata; Mammalia; Carnivora; Ursidae. Gene Ontology annotation, cellular component: cytoplasm; sperm fibrous sheath. Gene Ontology annotation, molecular function: calcium ion binding. Bases 3683 to 4834 code for a protein of 383 amino acids. The record is from RefSeq and is a predicted model, not a curated record. Gene Ontology annotation, biological process: sperm capacitation. The transcript has 6 exons.